This is a messenger RNA of Pseudopodoces humilis (Tibetan ground-tit), 4262 nucleotides long. The record is from RefSeq and is a predicted model, not a curated record. NCBI's taxonomy places the organism in Eukaryota, Metazoa, Chordata, Aves, Passeriformes, Paridae.
AUGGCGGGCUGGGAGCCCUUCACGGCCGUGCUGUCCGCGCUGCGCCGCUGCUACGCCGAGGCCGUCCCGCUGGAGACCUUCGUCCGGCGGCUGGGGGACGGCGGCGCCGGGGACGCCGAGGUGCUGCGGCCCGGCGACGUCCCCGGCUACCGCACCUUCGUGGGGCAGUGCCUCGUGUGCGUCCCCCGCGGCGCCCGCGCCAUCCCGCGGCCCUUCACCUUCCAGCAGUUAUCUAGUCAGAGUGAGGUGACCACAAGAGUCGUUCAGAGACUGUGUGAAAAAAAGAAGAAGAACAUCCUCGCGUAUGGAUACUCCUUACCAGAUGAAAACAGUUCUCAAUUCCCAGUUGUUCCGUUUUCAAAGAUACACAGCUACCUACCCAAUACUGCCACAGAAACUCUUCGUAUCAGCGGCUUCUGGGAGACACUGUUGAGCCGGAUAGGGGAUGAUGUGAUGAUGUAUUUAUUGGAACACUGCGCAGUCUUUAUGAUGGUUCCCCCUAGUAAUUGUUACCAAGUUUGUGGGCAACCGGUUUAUGAACUUAUUUCACAUAAUGUAGACUCAUCCCUGGUGUUUGUUAGACAAAGGUUCUCAAGGCAUAAACAUACUAGCUUGAUAAAAUAUAUACGGAAAAGGCUUAUGUUUCAUAGAAAUUAUCUUCUAAAGCUAUAUGUGUGGAAAUACAGACGAAGAUUUGAAAAUAGUGUCUUCAGAUUGAGAAAUGAAGGAAAUAAGAAGAGACAAAGUCUAGUGCCUACUGACCACCGUUCUGCAAAAGCUGAAAAACAGAGUAGCUCCAGUUCACGUGUUUCAGCUACAACUCCAUCUCUGAAAAGGAGGAUUCAUAGAGAACAACAUGAAAUUCCAGCCAAGAGAGCAAAAAUAGGGGAGAAAGUGAGAGAGGAAAAGGCUUGUAGUCUUGUUGCUGAUGUAAACCAAAGUAGUUCCAAGAGAUCUGAAACUGGGUAUGUAGCACCCUUUUCCGAAAGUGUCAUUAAAACCCCCCAUAUUUCUGAAAGAAGUAGCAGUACCGUGUCUCGUCGUUCUUUGGUUCACACAUCUCGUGGCAGGAGGAAGUUUGUGGCAAGUAAAAGCUCUCUUCUGCAGAGAGUUCAGACUAACAAGCCUUUAGAGUCCAACACUGAAGUGCAAGCAGAAUCCCAUAGGAAAAGAGUAGAGAUACAUAUGUAUGAAUCUCAGUUGUCUUCAGGACAAACCAAAUCCAUGGAGGGUACUUCAAAAUGCAGAGGGCAAGAAAGUCCCCAGUCUCAAUUAUUGAAGAAGUUACCUAAUAGACUCCUGAGUUCUGCAGUAUACAUUGAGAGGAAGUCUCUUCUGUAUUCUUGCAGGAGUCUCCAAGAAUGUUUUCCUAAAUCAUUUGUAUUGAAUUGCUUGCAGGGCUCUCAGGCAGGUGGAAGACUGCUUAUAGAAGCUAUAUUCUUAAGCCAAAAUCAGGUGCAGCAAAGGCAUAACCAAAGUCUGCCAGAACACAAGCGGAGAAAGAAGAGGUUGCCCAAGCGCUACAGGCAAAUGAGGCAUACAUUUCAGAACCUGCUAAAGAACCAUGGAAAGUGUGCUUACCUAGCUCUCUUGAGAAAAAAUUGCCCCAUUCGGAUAUCUGAAAUCAGCAUGAGAAAAAUCAUGCUGUCUUGUCGGGCAGCCUUGCCUGGGGAAGCAGAGGUUCAGAAGCAAGCAGAACAGUUUGGGAAAGUGCCUGCUAAGUGUGUGAAAAGCAGCAGAUGUCAGUCUGGUCACACUGAUGUACCAGACAACUUAGAUGCUCCCAUUCCAGAAUCUGUGUGUGAGGAGUCACCACCAAGUGAGGAGCAAAACCUGGUAGAGACACAUGAUUCAGCCCUCAAGGAACUCCUCAAGCAGCACAGCAGCCACUGGCAGGUGUACAUGUUUGUGAGGGAUUGCCUGGAGAAGGUCAUCCCUUCUGAGCUUUGGGGUUCAAACCACAACAAGUGCCGGUUUCUAAAAAAUGUCAAAAUGUUCAUUUCUGGGGGAAGGUUUGCUAAGGUUUCGUUGCCGGAGUUGAUGUGGAGGAUGAGAGUGAAUGACUGCAUGUGGCUUCGUCUAGGCAAAGGUGAUCACUUUGUUCCUGCCGAUGAACAUUGCUUCCGUGAAGAACUUCUGGCCAAAUUCCUGUACUGGAUGAUGGGUACCUAUGUUGUUGAGUUGCUCAGAUCGUUUUUCUAUGUCACCGAGACCAUGUUCCAGAAAAACAUGCUCUUCUACUACCGAAAGUUUAUUUGGGGCAAGUUACAGAACAUUGGAAUUAGAAACCAUUUUGUCAAACUACAGCUACGGCCUCUGUCUUCAGAGGAGAUUGAAACUAUCCGUCAAAAAAAAUUUGUUCCAAUGGCAUCAAAGCUCCGGUUUAUUCCCAAACGAAAUGGGUUGAGACCUAUAGUAAAAGUGAGCGGUGUUGUCGAACCACGAGCACUCAGCAAGGAAAGCAGAGAAAAAAAGAUGAAUUGUUACAACACUCAGCUAAAAAAUCUGUUUAGUGUGUUAAAUUAUGAACGGACUAUAAACACCAGUUUUAUAGGCUCUUCAGUGUUUGGGAAGGAUGAUAUCUACAAGACAUGGAAGCAAUUUGUUAAAAAGAUUCUUCAAUCUGGUGGUGAAAUUCCUCAUUUCUACUGUGUAAAGGCUGAUGUGUCCAGGGCUUAUGAUACCAUCCCUCACAAUAAACUUGUGGAAGUGAUUUCGCGGGUCCUGAAGCCUGAGAAGAGAACCGUGUACUGCAUACGGCGCUAUGCUGUGAUUAUGAUAACCCCAAGUGGAAGAGCCAAGAGGCUCUAUAAGAGACAUGUUUCUACCUUCAAGGACUUUAUGCCAGACAUGAAGCAGUUUGUGUCCCAGCUUCAGGAGAAUGUCUCAUUGCAGAAUGCAAUAGUAGUUGAACAGAGCUUAACGUUCCAUGAGACAAGUUCCAGCCUGUUUAAUUUUUUCCUUCAAAUGAUACAUAACAGCAUCCUGAAGAUUAGGAACAGGUUCUACUUACAGUGCUGUGGAAUUCCACAAGGCUCCAUUUUGUCAAGCUUACUUUGCAGCUUAUUCUAUGGAGAUAUGGAAAACAGAUUGCUCUCUGGAAUACAGAAGGACGGAGUCCUAAUACGUCUCAUUGAUGAUUUUUUGCUGCUUACACCACAUUUAAUGAAGGCAAGAACUUUUGUAAGGACUCUAGCAACAGGUAUUCCUGAGUACGGCCUUUUAAUAAACCCAAAUAAGACAGUGGUGAAUUUUCCUGUUGAUGAUAUCCCAGGAUGUUCCAAAUUUAAACAGCUGCCAGAUUGUCGUUUGAUCCCGUGGUGUGGUUUGUUACUAGAUAUAAAAACACUCGAGGUUUACUGCGAUUACUCCAGUUACACCUGUACUUCUAUCAGAUCAAGUCUUUCCUUCAAUUCAAAUAUAACAGCUGGGAAAAACAUGAAAUACAAACUGAGUGCAGUCCUCAAACUGAAAUGUCAUAGUUUAUUUCUUGAUUUACAGAUCAACAGCCUUAGAACAGUUCUCAUUAACAUCUACAAGAUAUUUUUACUCCAGGCUUACAGGUUCCAUGCCUGUGUUAUUCAAUUUCCAUUCAACCAGCAAGUUAGAAAAAAUCCUCGUUUCUUCCUAAGGAUUGUUUCUCAGACUGCAUCAUGCUGCUAUGCUAUCCUGAAAACAUUAAAUGCAGGGAUUGCUGAAGGUAACAAAGAUGUAUCUGGCAUAUUCCCUAUUCAGGUAGCAGAAUGGCUCUGCUACCAUGCCUUCAUUGUCAAACUGUCAAAUCACAAAGCUUUUUACGAAUGUCUGCUUAAACCCUUAAAAGUCUGUAAGAGGAGGCUAAUCAGGAAUGUCCCAGAGGAUACUGUGGCACUACUGCGGGCAGUGACAGAACCAUCUCUUCGUCAAGAUUUCAAAGCUAUCCUGGACUAACUGAUUGAGGUUUAGUUCAUAAUUUUCCCACAUUUGAAAAUAAAUACUGUGUCUUUGGGUGACUUCUCUGUAGUUUAUUUUGGUAGAGUGGCCCAAAAGCAAGUUCACUCAGAAGUUUUAUGUGUUUGCUUCUUAGAAGACACAAAAAGAGCAGACAGUUUUGUUAAUACCUUCUUGUUUGGGUUUUUGUUUGUGGGGUUAUUUUUGUAAAUUCACAGGCUGUUUGAAGUAAUUUACUUGGCUAUGUUCCAUGAUUCCCAUCUUCUUGAUGGAGGAAUCAUUAAACUAUGUUCUGUAUAAAAUUAUUUAUUUUUUUGUUUCAGUGAGUUGUC